AGAUGGCAUCGAUUGCUUUCUGCUCCGUAAUCUUGGCACUAGUGUUGUAUGAAUCAAUCGAAAAAGUUGUCAGUGAAUCCUCAUCCAGUUUGAAACUAUUUAAAAUUCAUUUACGCGAAUAUUUUUCUUAUGUCUCAAUAGGACUUAAGUGAUUUCGAUUUUUCCUGUUUGCCAUGUCUAUCUCACCGACUGCUGUGGAUGCAACCCUAUACCCCAAUAUAGGAAUUGAUAAUUAUUUUGAGGCAUCUGAAGAGAAAGCCUUUGAUGCCACUCCUGACAGUGGAAUUCAUGAGAUAGGUGGUGUCACUGAUCCUGAACAAAAGGCCAAACUUGAAGAUGAAUGGAAAAUUGAGUUGGCGAAAACGGAAGAAGAAAUUGCUACAUUGAGACAAGUUCUUUCGGUAAAAGUGAAGUAUGCCCAAGAUUUGAAACGAAAGCUUGGGAUUACUCCAUGGAAGGAACUUAAAGACGAUGUAGAACAAAGUCUUAGAAAUAUUCAAGAAACACCAGCUAUGAAAGAAGUUGGAGGACGACUUGUUGAAUGGAACAGUGCUAUCACAAGUGCGCCAAUCUUUCCUGGAAUAUUUAGCUCCACAGCUUACCAGAGAACAAGUCAAACUGUUAAAACAGCAGCUGAAAAAACGACAUCUGUUCUCGGUGUAUUGGGCGCUAGUGUGAGCAAAAAGUUAGGUGAAGUGAAGAACUCCUCAACUUUUCGUUCAUUCGAAGAAAGAAUGGGAUCUGCCUAUACAAAUGUCCGUUCUCGCAUGGGUACACCUCGAAGUACUAGUUUGUACAAUUUUGAUGAUGCUGUGCGUGCACCUGACAGAAGAGGUGUGGCUUCCUCUGCUAGCACUCCAACAAUUCCAGAAAGAGGACCCAUCCCUUAAAUUCAGUCUUUUUUCUCUUUGUACAUAAUCUUAGAACUAUUUGUAGCUUUCUAUUUAUGAAUUUUAAGUCUUAUUUGUAUAUUUUGUGUGUUAUUUAUGAUUAUUUUAUUGAACUAUUAAUCUGUAUGGCCAAAACUAAAUCUGCAUAUGCUUCUUUAGUAAAGAGUGGAAAGAAAACC
Messenger RNA from Argiope bruennichi, 1069 nucleotides. Its product is annotated as tumor protein D54-like. Gene Ontology annotation, cellular component: cytoplasm. The record is from RefSeq and is a predicted model, not a curated record. Lineage: Eukaryota; Metazoa; Arthropoda; Arachnida; Araneae; Araneidae. The transcript is spliced from 9 exons. The coding region runs from base 174 to 890 and encodes 238 amino acids.